This is a messenger RNA of Arabis nemorensis, 1185 nucleotides long. The record is from the annotation of a GenBank genome assembly. NCBI's taxonomy places the organism in Eukaryota, Viridiplantae, Streptophyta, Magnoliopsida, Brassicales, Brassicaceae.
AUGAAGAGUAGGUGUAGGACCGAUUCUGAGCCUUCACAUCUACAACACUUCGUGGAGAAGAAGAAAGGGAAACAGGUUAAAGAGCAAGAAGACUCUGAAUCAGGUGAUUCAGAGGAGGCUGAAGCAGGAUCUGCGGCUGGAGCAGACUCCAUUGCUAAGGAUAUGUCGUUCCCAAACGACAAGUUUUGCUCUGCCGGAGCAUAUCAGAGGGAAGUAAUCAAUGAGUUUUAUGCUAAUCUGGGAGAUACCGUGUUAGUUGAUGGGGGAGUUCUGGUCUUAGUCAGAGGUCACRUUGUGAGGUUCAGYCSURCUCGSAUCAACAAGUUCHUGAAUCUGUCUGAGUUGAGUUCCAAAGAGAAGAAAGAGGCUGCAGCACUUGACAAAGUGGAUCCUGAUUUCAUUGCCAAGUACCUCAGAGGUGCUGAGACUCAGGAGGCUGUUGUUCAGACCACAAGAAAGCGUCACAAGAAGGCACCAGCCUUGUCUACGGUUCAUCUCUCUCCAAAGUUUUCUGCGUUGGCUAUUUUGGCUGGGUACAACUGGUAUCCGACGACUCAUCGGACACACAUUGCUCAGUACAGAGCCCUGCUUCUCUACAAAUUGGCUCAMAAKGUUCGMKUAGAUUUUGGAGCAAUGGUGUUUCAGCAAGUUAUGGCUAUAAGCAAGAUUGAAAGAGAGGAUAAUAAGCAGCCUGAUACAAGGAAGUUGGUGUUUCCACACUUGAUUGGUGGGAUGAUUCAAGAACAGUGUGGUGCAGUGACUGGUGAGGAUGAUGUUGUGGUUCUUCCUUCGUAUUACCAGAUGGACAUCAGGAUUGAGAAGAAGGAAACAGGAGCUACCAUGACGUCUUUGCGUACUCGGGCCAAGGGUGCUGAGAUAGUCAAAGAGGAAGCAUCGUCUAAAAAGAGGGCUCAGCCGGUUCUAAGUCAGUCUGCACCGAAGAAAAAGACCAAGAGAGAGUCAGAAUGGUCAAAGCCAUCCAGCUCAGCUCGUUUUAUCGCACCAAUUGAUGUCUCACUUGGUCACAUCAGUGUGCUUCAGGGACACUCGAGCCAGAGGGUUGUCAACAAGGCACUAUACCAGAUCACCUCCGUUCUGCAUCAGCUGGCUGGGAUAGUUCAGGAUGUGCACCAAGCCAAUCAAUGUGAGUCUCCGAGAUCUCUUCUCAUUCUGCUUUUGCACUAA